GAAAUAUCCUCGAAGACACGGCCUUGGUCUGAACUUCGUCUCAAGUCUCAUACCUGAGUGCUGUUUGAGGGACAGUAGUCCAUGUGACAGAUGGCUCAUCGAUGAUGUGGAAUUAGACGCAUAGACUUAACGUUAUUUGGGGAGGAUUGUCUUGCUUUCCUUCCCUGGUUUUAAUUUUUUUCACUUAUAUAUUUUGAUGAGCAACUUAUAGCUUGGAAAUUACAUGUUCAGUUAAUCCACUACUAAGGUAACAAUAUAUAGCUGUGACCAUAAUGUGAAGAAGUGUUAAAGACAAAAUUAUUCAAUGAUACUUGUUAAAGCACCGAACGAAGACUAUUGAGGACUGUCUCAAUUGGCAUAGGGACCACUGCAACCGGGUCUUGCAGUGGGGAAGAGGGACUGGGCUCAACUCCGAAUACAGCGUGGGCAAGAGGGAAUUUAUAGCCAACCAGCAGUACGGAGUUCAGUGGAUGGAAAAUUACUAAGAGGAAGCAUCAGAGGUGUAGCCCGCUCUAGAAAGGCCGCCUCGGGAGUACCACCCACUCCUGACGGGGCGGGGAGUUCUCUCCGACCCCACCCGUUCCAAGGACGCAGCCCUGUGAUUGGCCAUGACGCGUGCCAGAGCUGCCCAGUCGCGGAAGAGCCGCUGUUUUGGCGUCCGUUUGCUGCAGUAGGAACAUGGCGGAUCGGCUCACGCAGCUUCAGGACGCUGUGAAUUCGCUUGCAGAUCAGUUUUGUAAUGCCAUUGGAGUAUUGCAGCAAUGUGGUCCUCCUGCCUCUUUCAAUAAUAUUCAGACAGCAAUUAACAAAGACCAGCCAGCUAACCCUACAGAAGAGUAUGCCCAGCUUUUUGCAGCACUGAUUGCACGAACAGCAAAAGACAUUGAUGUUUUGAUAGAUUCCUUACCCAGUGAAGAAUCUACAGCUGCUUUACAGGCUGCUAGCUUGUAUAAGCUAGAAGAAGAAAACCAUGAAGCUGCUACAUGUCUGGAGGAUGUUGUUUAUCGAGGAGACAUGCUUCUGGAAAAGAUACAAAGCGCACUUGCUGAUAUUGCACAGUCACAGCUGAAGACAAGAAGUGGUACCCAUAGCCAGUCUCUUCCAGACUCAUAGCACCAGUGGAUACCAUGUGGCUGAGAAAAGAACUGUUUGAGUGCCAUUAAGAAUUCUGCAUCAGACUUACAUACAAGGCUUACCAACAAUUACAGAAACAUUAAACACUAUGACACAUUACCUUUUUAGCUGUUUUUAAUAGUCUUCUAUUUUCACUCUUGAUAAAUAAGCUUAUAAAAUCAUGAUUGAACCAGCUUUAAAGCAUCAUACCAUCAUUUUUUAACUGAGUGAAAUUAUUAAGGCAUGUAAUACAUUAAUGAACAUAAUAUAAGGAAACAUAUGUAAAAUUCUGUUAUGACAUAAUUUAUGUCUCCAUUUUGUUGUAUUGGCCAGUACUUUUACAAAUCAAAACAUCUCUCAAGCCAAAGGAGAAGACAGUAAGAACAGACAUAAGGGACAUUUUAGUUUAGGCUAGUGUCCUGCCUCUUAGAGGUGGCAUUGUGUAAAUCUGAGCUUUGAGCAAGAAAGUUUUGGAAAUUGUGUUGCUUUUAAGAAAUAGUGUGGCUGGAUAAGAAAGUCACAUUUAUGCAAAUGUUUCUUCUGCUAGAACCUCAUACCUGUUCUAGUUCAUCUCCACGUUUAUUUUACCAAGAGAUCCUCUGUCAAGAGAAUUUCCUGGCUGUUGUGAAAUAAUUUUUCUACAUCCUGAACUAUUUUUCCUAUUUCUUUUCACCUUGCUUUUUUUCAUCCUUAAUUUGCUUGUCAUCACAAUGAAGUAUGUUUUUUGAAUCAUCAAUUCUUUCUCAUUCUCCAUUUAUCUGAAGGUUCUUUUGCCCUUAUUAACCUCUCAACUUUUAUUGCUGUAUUCUAGUCAGACCAGAACAUACUUCCACUACAUCAGUUACUUGGCAUCAUUUCACCUCAGUUUAUUAUUGCCAAAUAAUAAUUUGUGUCAGCAUUUUCAACUAUGGUUACUCAUCCAACCCUUGGAUCUCUUUGAGUCUACUGAUUAUCUCCACUGGAAAGGUGGAAUUGAAAUGUGGUCCACAUUUUAACUAGCUAUUUCCUGGGGCUGUAUUUUUCAGAAUAUCCUGAGCUACAUUUGCUGCAAUCUGUUGCUAUUCAGAGUUUAAGUUUCAGGAGGAAACAGGAACAAUAGAACACUCUGCCUGUUAUUUUUGUUGUAAUCAAGCUUUUCCACAGUUCUUGAAAAGUACUAUGUUUCAAAUUUUGGGAACACCAGCGUUAGCUGUAAAAGUUGCAGCAAUUUAUUGGCUAGUCAUAGAAAAUUUUUGAACUUUUAACUGUAUUUUAAUUGAUGUUUAUUAAAAACUCUUUGCUAUCAGA
This is a messenger RNA of Pan troglodytes (chimpanzee), 2400 nucleotides long. It is a transcript of the gene MED21, whose product is annotated as mediator complex subunit 21. The coding region runs from base 679 to 1113 and encodes 144 amino acids. Gene Ontology annotation, molecular function: transcription coregulator activity. Gene Ontology annotation, biological process: regulation of transcription by RNA polymerase II. NCBI's taxonomy places the organism in Eukaryota, Metazoa, Chordata, Mammalia, Primates, Hominidae. The transcript has 5 exons. The record is from RefSeq and is a predicted model, not a curated record. Gene Ontology annotation, cellular component: mediator complex.